This is a messenger RNA of Plenodomus lingam JN3, 1887 nucleotides long. RefSeq lists its product as uncharacterized. Gene Ontology annotation, molecular function: oxidoreductase activity; FAD binding. The record is from RefSeq and is a predicted model, not a curated record. NCBI's taxonomy places the organism in Eukaryota, Fungi, Ascomycota, Dothideomycetes, Pleosporales, Leptosphaeriaceae.
AUGUUUUCGGUGGCACUAUACAGUGUACUCUUCUCACAAGUCGUGUUCGGCUACAACUUCCCCUACGAAAGCACUCAGCUUCAAGAAGCCGACAUCGGGAGCAAUCGGGACAUUGCAUUUGGCCAACCACCUGAUGGCGACCUACCGAAAUGUAAGAAUUAUCCUGGGUACGAAGGCUGGCCUUCAGUUGCUCGAUGGGACGCCUUCAAUGCGAGUCUCGGGGGUGCUUUGCUUCAGGGCAUACCUCCAGCCGCAGUUUGUUACAGCGGGCAAUACCGGGAUCCAGCAAAGUGUGCCAUUGUAAGACGUAGGCAAGGCGAUGCUCUGUGGGCUAAAGAGGAUCCUUUGAUACCUUUUGGGCAGUGGCAACUCGACAAUCCAUGUCCUGUGCCAAGUGCCAAUGCCAGCCCACCACUCUCCGAAUGCAAGCUCAUAUCGUUUCCUGCAUAUGUAGUCAACGUGUCAACGGUCCGAGAUAUACAGCUUGCUGUAAACUUUGCAAGGAAUAACAAUAUUCGUUUGACAAUCAAAAACACUGGCCAUGACUGGAUUGGACGCAACACUGGCGGGGGCGCACUUCAAGUAUGGGUGCAUCGGCUCAAAGCCUUCGAAUACCUGCCCACAAUACAGAUUGCUGAGUACGAAGGCCAAGCAGCCCGGGUAGGAGUUGCUUUGGAGCAACAUGAAGUUUAUCGUAAUAUGGGCGAAGCCAAUGUCACCCUUCUGGCCCCAGGGUCUCCAACGGUAGGAGCUUAUGGUGGAUUCAUGCAGGGUGGAGGGUUCUCCUACGUGACGUCAAGAUAUGGGCUCAUGGCCGACCAAGUUCUGGCCCUCGAAGUUGUCACCGCAGAAGGAAGGUUCGUGCGUGCGGAUCCCGAGCAAAACACUGAUUUGUUCUAUGCCAUACGGGGUGGCGGACCAGGGAAUUUCGGUAUCGUGACAUCCGCUAUCGUGAAAGCAUAUCCACCCACGACCGUUGCAAGGAGCGAUUUUGGAUUCCAGACUGAGCCAAGUUCGGGUAUUACCACGAUCAGCGUUUCCAAUGAGACAUUCUGGAAGGGCAUAAGUGUCUAUUUCUCUCACAAUCUUCGAAUAAACGACGCCAAAGGUAUCAUGUGGAAUACAAUCUCGACUCAAGCGCCUAGUCCCAAUCACCUCGAACGUACAUUUACAUUUACCAGCAGGAUCACGAAGCCAGGCGUGCCCGUUGAGGAAAUGAUAUCGCUCAUAGCGCCACUGAUCAAGGAUCUCAAUGAUGUUGGUAUUCCUGUGAAAAAUCCUGAGCCAUUGUUUUGGAAGACUUACGCAGACUUCGGGACAAUACCUGGAGGUCCUACGGGGGGGACUAGCAGCAUGCGUUUCGGCUCGCGACUCGUCCCGCGUUUCAACCUCGAAGGCCCGAAUACAGAAGAAUUCGUCCAAACCAUGGCAUCGAUCCGAUUAUUUGUGGAAGAAGGUGGCUAUGGGUUCCAUUCCGUCGACUACGCGCCGACGUACGAGACGGCUGGUUACCCAGGCACGAGCUCCGCGGUAUCGCCACAUCUACGCAAUGCCGUCAUGCACAUGACAGGUUUCGACACCAGUCAGUACGGCCCGCAGCUUACUGACGAGCAAUGGAAGACAUCCCAUGCACGCCUGGAUAAGUAUCUGCAGAAAUGGAGGGAUGUUACCCCAGGCAGCGGUGCAUAUAUGAAUGAGGCCGAUGUUGAGGAGCCAAACUUCCAAGAGAGUAUGUAUGGUAGUGGAUACAAUAGACUGCUCGAGAUCAAGAAGGAACGAGACCCCUGGGGACUUUUCUAUGCCGUCACGGCUGUGGGUAGUGAAUAUUGGAACGUUGAGGGAACGCGCGGUCUACCAACACAACAAGGACGACUGUGCAGAGUAUAG